CUAAUAUUAAAGUUUGUAAUAAAAGAAAAAAGGGGUUGUUCUCGACUUGGAAAUCUAUAUUUCCCAUUUAGCACUUACGUGCCCAACAGGCGGGAAAUGAUAUUUGGCGGCACAGUUGGGGUAUUCCCCUGUCUCAUAAUAUUAGAAAUAUUUUGGCGAGCGUGGAUUUUGUUUGGGGGUAAAAUGUGGAGUCCUAGACAGCAAUUGAUGCGGUUAACCCGUUCGUUGCGAAGUGGAAGAAGUUUAGAGCUUCCUGCAGAUCCAGCAGCAGCUGUAAGGAUCCUGAUGCCAAUGGUGUUCGCUAACCAACAUAAAUCGUUGAUGGAACUUCUGGAUAAUUCAAGUUUCGACGUAAACCACGCAAUCGGGCGGUCGAGGCGAACAUUGUUGCAUAUUGCGGCGAACUGUGGGCAGUUGGAGUGUGUGACUGGUUUGUUGAAAGUGGGUGGGGAUCCCAAUGCUCAAGAUAUUGCUGGAUGUUGCGCAAUCCACCUCGCUGCGAAGAACGGGAACAAGAAGUGUGUGGAGAAGUUGUUGGAGGCGGGAGCUGAUCCGGAUGUUGCGGAUAUCGAUGGAGUUUCAUCUUUGCAUUGGAUCGCUGUAAGUGGGAGGUGGGAGAUCUUGAACUUGAUCCUUCUUCAUACAACGAGGAUUGAACCGGAGGAUAAACAAGGACACACACCCCUACAUGCUGCAGCGAGGAAUGGGCACGAGAAGGUGAUCGACAUCCUUGUGAAAGCAGGGGCCAAUGCUAAUUAUAGAAACGAACAUAGUUGGACUCCGUUGCAUGCUGCGUGCAGUAACGGGCAACGACAAGCUGUAUCUGCAUUGUUAUCUCAUAAUGCACAAGUGUGCGUUGACAAUGAGGGGCAAACACCAUUAGAUUUAUGUUUACAAGGGGGGUACGGGGUGGCUAUCGAACUAUUGCUGGAUAAAUACCCCAAAAGUUUGACGACAUUUAUUAACAAUGCCGUGUACAAGCACGAGUGGUCGAUGGAACGCGUGGCAAGCUGCGUUCGUUAUUUCGCAACGAAGUCGCUCGGGCGUGAAAUAUCUUUAAAAUUGACGGAAAUUUGCGUCGACACUGGAUUCCAGUUGUUAAGUUUGUCGUCUACGUGCGAGACGGAAGAAUCGAGUUUGUUACGAUCGACGUCGCUGUUGAUAUCAUCGUUGUCGGACGAUCUGGAGAGUUGUUUCAUAUUAUUCGAACCGUUGUGGAAGGCGCUGGAGGAAUGGAUCUUAUUGCUCGGCAGCAAGCAUGAGGGUAACUAUGGUAACAUGAUACCGGGGAUGGGAGAAAGGGUGAGUGUACUCAUAGAGGUCUUUUGGAAGUGUAUUUCAACACAAGAUGGCACCAUUAGUACCCCGCAGAGGUUUCAUGACUUCAUCGUUCGACACCAUGAUGUCAUAAACGUCAUUAUUACUCAUAAUCCCAAAGUUAUUUUCAAACAUUUUACGUUUCUACUUCACGACCCCAUUCUGAUGUCAUACUUCAUAACCACUGUGACAUCACAACCGUUCGAGGAACGUUACGAAUGGUUUUAUAAUUGUUUAUACGAGGGUGGUGUGCCAUCCACCACAGCCAACCCACCAACCUUGCAAGUACGAAGGGACAAAGUGUUUGAGGACAGUUGCCACGAAUUGAAGAAAAUCAACCAAAGUAAUUUGAAACAUAAGUUUUCCGUCCAGUUUAGCAACGAGGAAGGGAUCGGGGAUGGCGUGUUCAGAGAAUGGUUUAGUGUUUUAUCGAAUGAGAUACUUAACCCUGAGUAUGGCUUGUUUAUUCAAUCGUUCGACGGCUGUUCGUUCCAACCCAACAGUAGAUCGUCUAUCAACCCAGAUCAUCUGAGUUAUUUUGAGUUUGCGGGGAAAAUAUUAAGCGUAGCAUUAUACCACAAGCAGUUAAUCAACGGAAGUUUGACGUCAUCGUUCUAUAAACAUCUGCUUGGCAGGAAAGUUGAUUACAGAGAUGUUGCAUCGAUCGAUCCCGAGUACGCAACAAACCUUCAGUGGAUACUCGAUAAUGACAUCACUGAGAUCGGGCUUGAGUUGAGUUUUGUCGUCGAAACUGACGUUUUCGGACGAAUGGAAGAAAUCGAGCUCACACCGGGUGGCAGUAAAGUGGCGGUAACGGAGGAAAAUAAGCAAGAAUACGUUCAGCUCGUCACGGAGCUACGAAUGACGCGAGCCAUCCAACCACAACUUGAUGCUUUUAUCCGCGGUUUCAAUGAAAUUAUUCCGAGUUAUUUGAUCCGGAUCUUCACAGAGGAUGAGAUGGACCUCAUGUUCACUGGAUGCAAAGAUGUUGAUGUUGGGUACUGGAAAAGCAUCACUGAGUACUCGGGAUGUUACAACCAACAUCAUCAGGUCAUCUUAUGGUUCUGGGAGUGUGUGGGGAAGAUGGACACGGAGGACCGGUCGUCACUCCUUCAUUUUGCAACCGGACGGUCCCGUCUUCCCUCGCCAAGCGUCAAACUGUCCAACACCUUCGUUAUAUGCAAUAUGUCGUCACAGAAGAAUCUCCUCCCAUCGGCAAGCACAUGUAUGAGCAUGUUACGACUUCCUGAAUACGAUUCCUAUGAUGUUCUUGAAACCAAACUAUUGACGGCAAUUAGGUGUGGUAGUCAUGGUUACACACAAACAUAGAAACAAUAUAUUGAUCGUACCAGCACUGCUUAGAAGAAUUAUAUAACCUGUCGCUACCAGACAAAAUAAAAUAUCUCUUCUAGUAUUUAUUUGUGUAUCGACGCAGAGAUAUAAUAUGUUUCCUUACAUUAUGCUAUCAGUAUUUUGUCCGUUCAUUUUCAUUCACCCGGGUUAAAGUCAAACUGUAUAGAACGUUUAAACAUUGUUGCGCAAAUAAUGGCAGAAAGACUGUUUUAAAAACAAAGGGCAACUGUAUAUUAUGUCUAUAUAUUAUUUAUAUUAUAUCUAUUAUAUAUGAUGUUUAUGUUUUACUCAGCGGCCAGCACUAACCGCUUGUUCACUGUAAUAAUUUAACAUUAUCAAUUUGCACAAUUGGCAAUUAUGACAUCAUAAUAUGCAGUAAAUGUUGAUUGUCCCGUUGUAAAUGUUCCAGAAUAUUUAUUCUUAUAUUUUGUGAUGUAAUAAUUAAUUGUUUUUAUUUCUAGAA
Messenger RNA from Ciona intestinalis (vase tunicate), 3133 nucleotides. Its product is annotated as E3 ubiquitin-protein ligase HACE1-like. NCBI's taxonomy places the organism in Eukaryota, Metazoa, Chordata, Ascidiacea, Phlebobranchia, Cionidae. Gene Ontology annotation, cellular component: Golgi membrane; cytoplasm; nucleus. Gene Ontology annotation, biological process: Golgi organization; ubiquitin-dependent protein catabolic process; membrane fusion. Gene Ontology annotation, molecular function: protein binding; ubiquitin protein ligase activity. The record is from RefSeq and is a predicted model, not a curated record.